Molecule: messenger RNA, 213 nt
Organism: Bipolaris victoriae FI3
Lineage: Eukaryota; Fungi; Ascomycota; Dothideomycetes; Pleosporales; Pleosporaceae
Exons: 1
Source: RefSeq, a predicted model, not a curated record
GAGAGGGAGGGAGUGCAGGCGGUGGGAUGCACAGGCGGCAAGCAAGUGCAGGCUAGAGAAGAGCAGAGAAGCCUGGCAGAACAAGCACACAGCGGCGGGAGGAGGUGCUGUGAGGACGCAGAUGGAGAGGAUGCAGAAGGCGCACCCGCCGCACCUGCUGGUCUGGCAUCGGCUGCGGCUUGCGGCUGGGCGCCCAAUCACGUGGGGCGCUAG